UGAAUCUAGAUCACCGAUCACCGAUCAGCGAUCCACUGGCUAUGAGCUCUUGGUCAGGUGAGUAGCCUUUAAAGUUUGAUACUCCAAUGCAAAUUGCAAAGGGUGUAGGAUCGACGAACGAGUAGUACUACUACUACUACAGAAUUGUGGGACCCACCCCACAACUAACUACACCCAGCGGCAACAAAAGAAAUUAUUAGUGGCUGUGUUCUACCACACCGCACUCUGGUGUUCUCCAAAACCCAAACACUAGGAGCAGGAGUUAGUUACACUUAUAACUAACAAAGAUUUUAUUGAGAUUCAUAUCAUUUGUCCAAUCGAAAAGAGGCAACCUGGCGGCGAAGAACAACGUUGUCGUGGAUGAGGAGGAGCAGUUGAGCAUGGCGCUGCUUUCCGACGUUGAAAUCCUCGGAGAUGUCGAAAUCCCCGACACCGCGCAUCAAAUCAGCACGGAUUCAUGGUUUCAAGUGGGGUUUGUGUUGACGACGGGAAUCAACAGCGCCUAUGUGUUGGGGUAUUCGGGGACCAUCAUGGUGCCGCUGGGUUGGACAGGGGGCGUCCUUGGUUUGAUUCUCGCCGCCGCCAUAUCGCUCUAUGCCAAUGCUCUCAUUGCUAGGCUCCAUGAGUUUGGAGGAACCAGGCAUAUUCGAUACAGAGAUCUUGCUGGGUUUAUAUAUGGUUCCAAAGCUUAUUCCCUCACAUGGACUAUGCAGUAUGUCAAUCUUUUCAUGAUAAAUGCCGGCUAUAUCAUUUUGGCUGGUUCCGCUUUAAAGGCUACUUAUGUUCUAUUUAGGGAUGACGAUCUAAUGAAGCUUCCGUAUUUUAUUGCCAUAGCUGGAUUUGUGUGUGCAAUGUUUGCCAUUUGUAUUCCCCAUCUAUCGGCUCUUGGAACUUGGCUUGGAUUUUCAACCGUCUUCAGCCUAGUCUAUAUUGUUAUAGCGUUUGUACUGUCAGUAAGAGAUGGUAUAAAAUCGCCACCUCGUGAUUAUAGUAUUCCGGGGGUUUCAACAAGUAAAAUAUUUACAACAAUUGGGGCCUCUGCUAAUCUUGUGUUUGCAUAUAACACAGGAAUGCUUCCUGAGAUACAGGCAACCAUCAGGCAGCCAGUUGUCAAGAACAUGAUGAAGUCCCUGUACUUUCAGUUUACCGUUGGAGUUGUGCCAUUAUUUAUGGUAACCUUUGCAGGGUACUGGGCUUAUGGAUCUUCAACACCAACCUAUUUGCUGAGUGAUGUCAAAGGUCCAGUUUGGUUGAAGGCCAUGGCCAAUAUUGCAGCCUUUCUUCAAUCAGUCAUUGCAUUGCAUAUAUUUGCGAGUCCAAUGUACGAGUAUUGGGAUACCAAACAUGGGAUCAAAGGGAGCGCCCUGACUUUGAAGAACUUGUUAUUUCGAGUCCUUGUAAGAGGUGGCUACCUGACUUUAAACACAUUUGUAUCAGCUCUAUUGCCAUUUCUUGGAGAUUUCAUGAGCCUCACUGGAGCAAUCAGCACAUUUCCCCUCACAUUUAUCCUUGCAAACCAUAUGUACCUAGUGGCAAAUGAGACCAAACUAACAUCCAUCCAAAAGCUCUGGCAUUGGGUCAAUAUUUGUUUCUUUGCCAUCAUGUCUGCUGCAGCAACUGUUGCAGCCCUGCGGCUUAUUGCUUUAGACUCCAAAACGUAUCAUCUUUUUGCGGAUUUAUGAUUAAAUGCAUUAUAUUCUUUCAGCAAUUCUAAUGAUAACGGUUUGUGCUUCAAACAUGUUUUCAUUAUCAUUUAAGGCUUCAUUUGUUCAAGGUCAAAGUCGAUUUUAACCAACAGCUAAGAAAAAGGAUCAUUGGCGUUGAAUGCCGUUUGUAAAUCA
Molecule: messenger RNA, 1841 nt
Organism: Cajanus cajan (pigeon pea)
Lineage: Eukaryota; Viridiplantae; Streptophyta; Magnoliopsida; Fabales; Fabaceae
Gene: PROT2
Product: proline transporter 2
Source: RefSeq, a predicted model, not a curated record